Messenger RNA from Rhododendron vialii, 750 nucleotides. RefSeq lists its product as uncharacterized. NCBI's taxonomy places the organism in Eukaryota, Viridiplantae, Streptophyta, Magnoliopsida, Ericales, Ericaceae. The record is from RefSeq and is a predicted model, not a curated record. The transcript has 7 exons. The coding region runs from base 1 to 471 and encodes 156 amino acids. Gene Ontology annotation, cellular component: plasma membrane.
AUGAAUAGUUAUAGACAUUAUGACAUGCGAAUGUCUAAUUGGUUAAUGUAUGAAGGACUCCAAUUCCAAUUGCUCAAAAUGAGAUGUCUAACCAAGAUUACGAAUUCACCUGAGUUUGCUUCUUUUGGUUCAGAAGAGGGCCCUGGGAUAGAGGAUUUCCAAAUUAUUGGUGAGGCUAAACCGGGGUACCAACUUCUAGGAUGCGGAUUUCCUGUUCGUGGAGCUUCUCUCUGCAUGUUCCAGUGGGUUUAUCAUCUUCGGGAUGGAACAAGGCAGUACAUAGAGGGAGCUACAAAUCCAGAAUAUGUUGUUGCCGCCGAUGAUAUGGAUAAACUUAUAGCCAUUGAGUGUAUACCAAUGGAUGACCGAGGCCUUCAGGUUGCAGCAUCACCAAAUGGAGAUGGAAAUGGAGAUGCAAGGGAGAUCACACAUUGUCACUGCCGGAGCAGAAUGGAAAGGUUGAUAACAUAGGCGAGCAUGCACAAUAUGAAUGACGGGAAAUCUUCUUCAUUAAUAUGCCAACCGUUUUGUGUCUUUUUGUAUGGGAGAUUCGCAACUAUAAGUUUGAUCUUUUGUUUUUGGAGAUACGGAAUUGGAACUUGUAUUUUGUUGUUUUGGUUUUGAUCUCCACAUUGGCAUUCUAUGCUCUGCACUCUUAUUUUGUGAUAAAGUUAUGUGAUGACUCGGUAGACAUGAGCCUCUUGUUUAUAGAAUAUCCGAUUUUAUUUUAUGUAACUUGCAUUUUGAUAG